Cladophialophora psammophila CBS 110553 is the source of this 1044-nucleotide messenger RNA. RefSeq lists its product as uncharacterized. The transcript is spliced from 2 exons. Bases 1 to 1044 code for a protein of 347 amino acids. The record is from RefSeq and is a predicted model, not a curated record. Lineage: Eukaryota; Fungi; Ascomycota; Eurotiomycetes; Chaetothyriales; Herpotrichiellaceae.
AUGGCCUCCUUCAAUGGGAAGGAGAUUCCGAUCUGCUAUGCUUCCUGCUCCAUAGGAUAUGAAAGUUCGAAGCAUACGCUGCCGGCCAAGCUGAAGACUCUUGCCAAUGCUGGAUUCGACGCCAUUGAGCUUUCGAUGCCUGACAUCCUCUCGUACGGUCAACAAGUCUCCAAGAGUAAGGCAGAAAUUGAUCCAAUGGAUUAUCAAACACUUCGAUCCGUCGCCGCAGAGAUCGGAAAGCUGUGCGAAAAGGAAGGCUUGAAGGUUCUGAUGUUACAGCCAUUCGCCAACUUUGAGGGUUGGCCUAGAGGAAGCGAUGAGAGAAAAGAUGUUUUCGACAGAGCCAGAGGGUGGAUGAGCAUAAUGGAGGCCGUUGGGACAGAUAUGCUUCAGAUUGGAUCUUCUGAUGCGGAGGGCAUCUCGUCUAGUUUUGACCACCUGGCUUCCGACCUGGCUGAGCUUGCAGAUAUUUUUGCCGAGAAGGGGUUUCGAAUUGCAUACGAAAACUGGUGCUGGGCCACGCACGCUACAACAUGGAAGGAUGUCUGGGAAAUCGUCACGAAGGCCAAUCGACCCAAUCUGGGGUUAUGCCUCGACACCUUCCAGAGCGCAGGAGGAGAAUGGGGCAGCCCGACGACGAAAUCUGGACGAAUCGAACACGUCAGUGCCGAAGAGUUGGACAAUAGAUGGAAGAGGAGCUGUGAAGAGCUCUCGAAGACCAUCCCUCCGGAGAAGAUAUUCUUGUUGCAGAUCUCAGACGCAUACAAGAUGGAGCCGCCAUUGGUCGAUAAACCAGACGACAGCGGCCUGAGACCUCGGGGCCAGUGGAGCCAUGAUUAUCGGCCGCUGCCAUACGACGGUGGAUGCUUGCCAGUAGAAGAUUUCACCAGAGCCGUGUUCAAGACUGGGUUCAGAAGCUGGGUGUCGGUGGAAAUAUUCGAUGGCAAGGGCCCGGAGAAGUACGGGGACGACAUGGGACCGUUUGCAAAGAAGGCCUUUGAAUCGGUGCACGCAUUGUUGAAGCAGGUCGCAGACACCGCUUAA